AUGGCCCCUCGCACAGAUUUCCCCCCCGUUCGGGCUUGUCUGUUUGACAUGGACGGCCUCCUCCUUGAUACGGAGGACAUCUACACCCUCUGCGUCAACGAGCUUUUGAGGGAGCAUAAGCCCUCGAAGCACCCUUUGCCUUGGAGCAUCAAGGCCCAGCUGCAAGGCCGCCCCGGUCCUGCGGCCCUUGACCUCUUCCACAACUGGGCCGAUUUGCCCAUCAGCCGUGAGCAGUACAAAGAUGAGUACUACGCUCUUCAAGCAGAGAAGUUUAAGCAUACCACGGCUCUUCCCGGAGUCGAGGAGCUCCUCCAGAAACUCGGUCGCACUCGUUUCUGGGAGUUGAAGAAGGAUGCCGCUGUCGCCAAGGAUGAGGCCGCUGCGACCCAGAAGGAUGACAGCAAAGACGAGGCCGCCCCCAAAGAGAAUGCGCCUACCACCACCAAUGGCGCCGCCAAGAAGCCCGCGCAGAAGCCUCAUCGCGUGCACAUCGCUCUCGCCACCUCGUCGCACGAGGCGAACUUCCGGAUGAAGACAAACCACAUCCAGGAGCUGUUUUCGGUCUUUGAGACCCAUCGUCGCGUUCUCGGCGACGACCCGCGCAUCCCUGAGGGCCGCGGGAAGCCUCUUCCUGAUAUCUACCUCAUUGCCCUCAAGACCAUCAACGACUCGCUUCCCGAGGGCGAGAAACCCAUUACCCCGAAGGAGUGCCUCGUCUUCGAGGACAGUAUUCCCGGCGUUGAGGCUGGUCGCCGCGCCGGCAUGCGCGUUGUGUGGUGCCCGCACCCCAUGCUCAAGCAGGAGGUGGACAAGAAUGGCGAAGCGAAGCUGGUUCUUGCGGGUCUCCUGAACCAAGCCGAGAUCGAGAAAAAGAAGAAGGCUGAUGCUGAGAAGGCCGACAGCGAGAAGCCUGGCGAGAUCGACGACGGCUGGGCGGACUAUUUGCCUACCUUGAUCGACUUCCCGUACGAGAAGUACGGAAUUCAGAUUCCCGACGAAGCGGUCGACAAGGAGCCCUCCAUGAAGGAGAGUGCUAAGAUCGACAAGGGAGAGGUUCUCCAGGCCGUCGAGACCAAGGUUGUCAAGAACUAA
This is a messenger RNA of Neurospora tetraspora, 1092 nucleotides long. RefSeq names its product HAD-like domain-containing protein. The transcript is spliced from 2 exons. NCBI's taxonomy places the organism in Eukaryota, Fungi, Ascomycota, Sordariomycetes, Sordariales, Sordariaceae. The record is from RefSeq and is a predicted model, not a curated record. Gene Ontology annotation, molecular function: phosphatase activity. The coding region runs from base 1 to 1092 and encodes 363 amino acids.